CAUCAUUCACCAUCACAUCUCUAGAUCGACCUUUUUCAUUUGAGUUGUGAGCCGCUUCUUUUCCAUUUGUGCUCUUGGUGAGGAUUCAUUAGCAUUUACGCUUCCAAAAUGGUUGCAGCAAAGAAACAGAAAAAGACCAUCGAGUCAAUUAACUCCCGCCUUGCCUUGGUGAUGAAAUCGGGAAAAUAUUGCUUAGGAUACAAGCAAACUUUAAAAACUCUUCGACAAGGCAAAGCAAAGCUGGUUAUCAUCGCUAAAAAUGCUCCUCCGCUAAGGAAAUCUGAGAUUGAAUACUACGCCCUCCUAGCUAAGACAGGUGUUCACCACUACAGCGGGAACAACAUUGAAUUAGGAACAGCAUGCGGAAAAUACUACAGAGUGUGCACACUCGCCAUCACAGACCCUGGUGACUCGGACAUUAUCACCACUUUGCCUGAAGCAUCAGCCUAGAUUAAAUAAAAAGUUAUAAAAGCAU
Messenger RNA from Bombyx mandarina (wild silkworm), 475 nucleotides. RefSeq names its product ribosomal protein L30 (gene RpL30). Gene Ontology annotation, cellular component: cytosolic large ribosomal subunit. Gene Ontology annotation, molecular function: structural constituent of ribosome; RNA binding. Lineage: Eukaryota; Metazoa; Arthropoda; Insecta; Lepidoptera; Bombycidae. The record is from RefSeq and is a predicted model, not a curated record.